GGCGGCCACGAAUGUUGAGCUCGACGGGGCUCGGGGUUCGGACGGAGGAGGACGAGGAGGUGGUGGGAGAAGAAGAGUGUGUUGUGCGACGAGCGAGCUAGCGAUCGACUCAUGACUUUUACAAGUCGUGGGCGAGCAGAAUAGGGUAGAUUUGCGGAGAAUUUUGUCGGCAAUGGGGAGGCAGCAAUUCGAAGUGCUGAAGGGCCUGGUGAGGCGAUCGCUUCGACGCCGAUUUUGCAGCUCUCCGCGAUCGGCGACGGAGGGUUUUGUGGUCGACGGGGCGAAGCCCUCGCAAAGCUCUGCCAGUCUGAAUUGUGGUUCUGCCUUAAACCCUAGAUCGCAGCCAGCUUCUCCUUUUCCCCCUUCCUCUUCUGCUCAUUCUCGUCCUCUCCAGGACGGGCUUGGUAAAGAAUUUUCAUUCCCUCCCAAUUCUUUCUUGCUUCCCGAGAAUUUACCGCCUUUUCGACAAGAGGGUUUGGAGCAGUUUUUCCCGAUUCAGUUUAGGAGGAGGAUUGGCGUAGCUUUGGGUUCGGGACCUUCUUCAGUUCUACUUCUCGGGAACAAUGUUGGCAAAAUUUUUGGUUCUAUUCCGACUGUGUCAAGAGGAUUUGCUGGCUUGGCGGGGGAAGGAUCUGAGGCUGAGAAGAAGGUAGGAGAGUCAGUAGCUGCCGAUGGACUCAGGGAAGAAGGACAGGGAGGGGACGAGGGACUCACAGCCAGUGUGAGUGGCAGGGAGACUCCUGUGAAGAAACCGAGGAGGAGGAAAGCGCAGGUGCUCGAAAGCGAUGGAGAAGUUGGGAUCGUUGCUGAUGGCUCUCGGAAAAGUACUCGGAAUUCGGACAGACUUUCCGAGGAUAAGAAAGAGGGCAUUGCUGCCGCGAGCCCGAAAAUAUUCGGAGCAGAAAUCACCCCGAAUGAGCAGGAGUUACGUAUGACAUCUUUUACUAGUGUUGUAGAGGAGCACCUGAAGGAUCUGGACAAAGAAAAGACGGCCAAGGUCACAGGUAGAAGUACGGGGGAGUCGACAAACGGCAACCCCGGCGCAAGCUUCAAAGCAGGAAGUGUCUCGGCCGUCAAUGCACCGGUGGAUGGAGCAGAUUACACUGACCCAACUCAGGUGUACCGCAUUCUGCAAGGAAGCAAAGGGGGUAGAGCAUUUCAGGGCCAGGAAAGAGUAAAAUUGAACAGCUUAUUUUAUCGGUUCUCUGUGUCCGGAUGGGUUUCCGAUCAAGCCCUGUCGUUGUACAUCAACUCCAAGUUUUUCCAUACUGCGGCUUCAAAAUUUCGGAAGUUUUUCAUGCACCGAUCUUCGCCAGAACUGCGGUCUUAUGUCGUAGCGAAAGGGGCUACCAACGAUGCCUUGCAGUUUUUGUUUCCAAGUUUCGCAGAGUUUUGCAUACAGGAGUUUUCCGAUGAAAUACGGCGGUACCGAGAACUUGUGAGCACUGCGGAUAUGACAAAACCUGACGCCUGGUACCCGUUUGCCAGAGCAAUGAAACGUAAAGUGGUAUAUCAUAAGGGUCCAACUAACAGCGGCAAGACGUACAAAGCUUUGAAAAGACUUAUGGAGGCACAGUCAGGGAUAUAUUGCAGUCCUCUUCGCCUCCUUGCCAUGGAGGUCUUUGAUACUGUCAACAUGCAAGGAGUUUAUUGUAAUCUCCAUACAGGACAGGAGAAGAAAGAUGUGCCGUUUGCUAACCACUUGGCAUGCACGAUCGAGAUGUGUUACCUAAACAAGCAGUGGGAAGUAGCCGUUAUUGAUGAAAUUCAGAUGAUGAGUGAUGAGUAUCGCGGAUGGGCCUGGACGAGAGCAUUUUUGGGUUUGCAAGCGGACGAAAUCCACGUUUGUGGAGAUCCUAGCGCUCUUCCUCUUAUCCGCAACCUCUGUGCUGGUACGGGUGAUGAAUUGGUGGAAAACGAGUACGAGCGUUUCAAACCCUUGAAGGUUUCAGAGGAAUCUCUUAGGGGUGAUUUUAGAAAUAUACAAGCUGGUGACUGCAUUGUGGCUUUCUCUCGCAGGGAUAUCUUUGAUAUUAAACGAGAGGUGGAAUUGGCUACGAAGCACCGGUGUUGUGUGGUUUACGGGGCUCUACCUCCGGAGACAAGAACCCAGCAGGCAAAGCUUUUCAACGAGCAGGACAAUGGGUAUGAUGUCCUGGUGGCAAGUGAUGCCAUUGGUAUGGGACUGAAUUUGAACAUUCGACGUGUUGUUUUUUUUUCCCUUGACAAGUUCGAUGGAGAUUCGAAGAAGCCGGUGCCACCAGCUCAGGUCAAGCAAAUAGCGGGCAGAGCGGGCCGAAGGGGCAGUAUAUAUCCGGAGGGAGUGACUACCACAUUUUUUUCUCAGGACCUGGCAUACUUAGGCAGUUCCUUGUUACAAGACUUUGAGCCGUCCACUGCUGCAGGCCUUUUUCCCGUAUACGAGCAGGUGGAGCUUUUUGCUAGCCAGCUUCCGAAUGAGAACUUUGCUAAGCUUCUCGAGCGGUUUUCUGAAACCUGCAAACUGGAUGGUGCAUACUUUCUCUGUCGCUAUGACAAUCUUAAGAGAGUUGCCAACAUGCUAGAGAAGGUGAAAGGAUUGUCGUUGGAGGACCGUUUCAAUUUUUGUUUUGCACCGGUAAAUGUAAGAGAUCCACAAUCGAUGGGAGCUCUAUAUCGUUACGCAACUGCAUUCAGUCAGAAAAUACCUGUUCAUGUCGAAAUGGGUGUACCUUCAAGCUCUGCUAGAGACGAGUUCGAGCUUCUUGAUCUCGAAGCACGACAUCAGGUAUUAUCAAUGUAUCUGUGGCUGAGUCAACAUUUCCCUGGAGAUCUUUUUCCUCAAAAAGAAGAGGCCGGAGAAAUGGCAUCACAAAUUGCAGUCCUUCUAGGGCAAUCGUUGGUGCAGUCUUCUCGCCGUUGGUCCAAGCGUAAGUUACCCUCUACUCAUAAUAGAGGAAGACCGCCUCCAAAUAUGGGAACCACUUUCAGCAGGAAAAGCAGCAAUUCCUGGAAUGUGGGGACACGCAAUGUAGGCCCCGCGGAGAACGUUGUUCGAGUCUAGGCUCGUAUUUCCUCGAGAGGGCUUUGGUCGGUCGUCGUGCGCCGAGCCUUCGGAACAAUUUUGUAUGAACAUUCUUUACUGGGGGUACAAAUGGUUGAAGGUCAGCGAUGUGUGGGACAUAAGCUUGUCAGCGACUUCCUUUCAAUAUACACCCAGAUCCUGUUGAGAUUUGAGUAGUUAAGUUCAGCGGGGAAAGGCAGGUGCAGGUUGUAGUUAUAACUCAAAUCAUGUCCACUUUUCUGGCCCCGCGCCUCCCACUUUGCAUUUUUUGCUCCUCGGAGAUUGAGCUCCCUGAAGCACCCAAUGAGUGUACAGAUAUGACCAGUAUUAUAAUCUUUCUUUAAUGUGGUCUUAUGGUAACGCGGAUACUGACGAGAGUUUUGUAUUUGGGAGUAUAGAAGGCGAAGUGCCUUGAUUUUGGCAGAUUAAUAACUUCGAAAUAAUAAAUCUGCACACGUUU
This is a messenger RNA of Marchantia polymorpha subsp. ruderalis, 3503 nucleotides long. The record is from the annotation of a GenBank genome assembly. Lineage: Eukaryota; Viridiplantae; Streptophyta; Marchantiopsida; Marchantiales; Marchantiaceae.